Messenger RNA from Aplosporella prunicola CBS 121167, 519 nucleotides. RefSeq lists its product as uncharacterized. The record is from RefSeq and is a predicted model, not a curated record. The transcript is spliced from 2 exons. NCBI's taxonomy places the organism in Eukaryota, Fungi, Ascomycota, Dothideomycetes, Botryosphaeriales, Aplosporellaceae. The coding region runs from base 61 to 312 and encodes 83 amino acids.
AUUGGCCCCGUGUAUGGGCGCCUUUCUCGACGACCGACGUGCCACCACCUUUUCCGCGCCAUGGAGCCCUCGAGGGAUGUCCCUUGGGCCGAGCACGAAAAGCUCUGCCUUCUCACCGAGAUCAUUAAGGCCUCCCCCGUCUCCUCGGACGCCCUCUUCCACUUCGUCCGCGCCCAUGGCAUCCAGCCCCGAUGGUUCGACAUGGCCCUUCCCCAAGGUACGGACGUCUCGCUGAGGCACGCGCCGCCGACUAACGUGACCGAACAGGCCGCUCUCUCCGCCAAUGCCAGGCUGCCUUCCAGGACAUCUUGACCAGCAAUUCGGCGGACCCUCGAAGUGCCGGUCCCGUGCAGUACCAUCAUCAACCACCGCCCAUGUACGCUCCUCCUGUUGAAAUCCCCAGAAAGCGCCCACUGGCUCCAGACGUCGUCAGCACCCCCACCGGUCGCCUGCUGCAGCCGCGCCCUCCCAACGCGUACCCCGCAGAUGCCGUAAGCGGUCUGCCGUACAUGCUGUCGC